Spodoptera frugiperda (fall armyworm) is the source of this 462-nucleotide messenger RNA. Its product is annotated as tubulin polymerization-promoting protein homolog. The transcript has 2 exons. The record is from RefSeq and is a predicted model, not a curated record. Lineage: Eukaryota; Metazoa; Arthropoda; Insecta; Lepidoptera; Noctuidae. Bases 6 to 401 code for a protein of 131 amino acids. Gene Ontology annotation, molecular function: tubulin binding. Gene Ontology annotation, biological process: microtubule polymerization.
UUGUCAUGGAGUCCGAAUUACCUACAUUAGAAGACCAAUUCUUUGCAUUUUCCAAGUUCCGUAAUUCCAAAUCUGAUGGUAGUACUAUCACACUAUACCAGAGCGACUAUUGGUUGCGGCAGGCAAAUAUAUUGGAGGACAGGAGACUGACUAUGACUGACACUGGAAUCAUUUGGCAUAAAUAUAUUUUUACACAUCUAACUUUUGUGGCGUGGUCCGCAAUGUUGCAAGAACUUUGUGAGACCAAGGGUUUUGAUCUUGACGAUGUGUGCGUGCAACUCGUAAGCUGUGGCCUACCAGGGACCGUCCACGUUUUCAUACCUCAGUACAGACUGUUUUUCGAUACUUAUAAAUCCAAAAAUGCACUAAUUAACGUGAAGACAAAAGAACAAUUUUACUAAUCAGAAAUGAAUUGUGAGUAUUUUAAUUUGUAAUUCCGCUAAAUGCCUAAGGAAGAAUGAU